Messenger RNA from Varanus komodoensis (Komodo dragon), 7484 nucleotides. Its product is annotated as protein mono-ADP-ribosyltransferase PARP14-like. Gene Ontology annotation, biological process: negative regulation of gene expression. Bases 28 to 5427 code for a protein of 1799 amino acids. The record is from RefSeq and is a predicted model, not a curated record. Lineage: Eukaryota; Metazoa; Chordata; Lepidosauria; Squamata; Varanidae. Gene Ontology annotation, molecular function: transcription corepressor activity; NAD+ poly-ADP-ribosyltransferase activity. Gene Ontology annotation, cellular component: nucleus; cytoplasm. The transcript has 17 exons.
UGCUCGCUUACCCUGCCCUUCGGUAACAUGGCGGAGAUGGGGAGAUCGUGUGCCUUUCCUGUGCUGGUGCAGGGGGAUUGGGGAGCUCCAGCUCCCACCAAACUACUGAGAAACAAACUUCUCUGCUACUUCCAGAGCCGGAAGAAGUCUGGAGGAGGAGAGUGCGAGAUUCAGCAGGGAUCGGGGCUGGUCUUGGUCUGUUUUGCGCACGACGAAGUGCGGCAAAGAGUCCUUUCCAAACAGAACCAUGAACUUGACCUGGCAGAGAAAGGAACACUGAAGCUAGUGGUCCAGUUGUAUGAAGCGACAGGUGCAGCUAAAGAGGAUGCGCCUGUGAAGGAAAUGGCUCCAAAAGAGCCUUCCAUAAUAGAAGAUCAGACAGAAGAGAAAGAUGUGCAAAAGGUCUUGCAAAAAGAGGCAGCAAAUGGAUCAGAGGAUGCUCUCAUCGACUCCCAAGCAUCUUCUCUUGUUGUUCUUGAAAAUGUCAACAUCACGCUUGAUAUGUUAAUGCUGCUGGUAGAGAACAUCUGUGAUCUUUCAGGAGGAGACUUCCAAAUGGAAUUCAUAAGUGAGAGAAAUGCUGCAGUGAUAACGUUUCAGCGAAGCAUUGAUGCUACAAACUUUCUUGACCAAUGUUCCAAGAAUGCAAGGAUAAAAAAAUACAAAAUUACCUCCCGGCGUCUUGAAUUGAUACAGAUGAUCAAAAUUGAAAAUAUCCCUAGUGGGGUAUGCAAAGGUUUCCUGACACUCUACUUUGAAAGUGCAAAGAAUGGAGGAGGGCAGGUGUCUAAUAUUCAAAUGUUACCUAAGGAGGAUGCAGCUAUAAUUACUUUUUGUGAUCACAAAGCUGUGCACACAAUAUUGGAAAAGCAGCAUUCUUUGAAGAAUCAACCAGUUUUGGUUUAUCCAUACUGCAGUUGUUUGGAGACAGCUUUGUAUGGAAAGGAAAGGCCACAAAUCAAGAUGCCAGAACCUGUCAGUGUCCCACUAGAUCCUUAUAUCUGGCAGUUCCUGCAAGGAAAGGAUAAACUAAUGCAAGAAAUAGAAAAUGAAAUGACACUUUGUUACUGUGAAUUAAUAUGGCCUCCAAUGACUUGUGAACAGCCCAAAAUUACAAUGAACCCUUCAGCUGCUUUAUCUAAACAAGGAGCUUCUGGGAUGGAAUUAAUUAAGGCUUGGAAAGAGAAAGUUUGUUCAGAGUUGGCCUGCAUCAUGUCAAAGUUCAAGACGACUAAAUGUGCCAUCAUCUCAGCAUCCUGGGAGACCAUAGAAAGCACUUUGAUAAAGAAUGUUUUGGCCAUCCCUGAUAGUGCAAAAGAAUCUGUUAUCCUGGCUGGUUUUGUCUACGUUGUUGAUAAUGUUGAGAAAGCGAUAAAGCAGCAUAUAGAAAAUGUGAUCAAAGAUGCAGAAAAAGCAAAAGAAACUAUACAACAAACAUUGUCAGUUCCCCCACAUAAGUUUGAAGUUUUGCAUCAUAUUUUGCAAGAAGAGAACCUCUAUCAAGAGAACCGAGACGUCAAAUGCUCUUACAAUUUUGAAACAAAAACAGUGCAGCUCUCUGGAAUACUUACUGAUGUAUAUAGAAUGAAAAGUGACAUUCUGGAGAAGAUAAACAACAUGGUAGAGACAAAAGUCAACGUUCACCCUAAUAUUUUUCAUUUCCUACAGCUUCCAGGUAGUGGACAGGUGUCCAAAAUAUUUCAUGCCAAUAACAUUUAUGCUUCCUAUGAACUUGAACUUAAUUCUGUAGCAUUGGUAGGACAAACUCCUGAAGGUCUUUCGAAAGCAGAGGAACUAAUGAAGAAAUGCUUGGAUCAUAAAUGCAUUGUUUUGGAGGACAGGGAGCUCAUGAACAAAAAGGAAUGGAAAGAACUCCUUAAAAAACUGGAGAGGAAACACAAUUCUGGGGAAGGUACUGUAAGCAUUGAUGAAUGCCUUGAUUUGGAAGAAGAUGCUAAAGUAAUCAUAGCUGGUUAUACAUCUGCAGUAGCAGAUGUCUAUCAGAUGCUUUCUAAUUUUGUUGAAAGAAACACCCGAAUGCUAAAAGUAAUCCCUGCCAAAUCUGUGGCUGUUGUGCAGUAUAUGGAGAAGGAAAAGAAGAACAGUUGGCAAGACUUAAGAAGAAGAGGUGUGAAAAUCAGUUUUGGAGAACAAGCUGAACAAAAGAACAUUAUCCUGAGUGGACCUAAAGCUGAAGUGAGACAGGGAGCCACUGUGGUUGAAAAAAUUCUAUCUUCGGUGCAUUCUUUGAAUGUGACAUUCGACAAACCAGGAGUGAAAGCCUUUUUCAAAGCCCGAGAAUAUUCCUAUGUUGCUGAAGCAAAGAACUCUUUCAAUUGUUUGAUUCGACUGCAGAAAGAUGAUGAACUUAAUGGAGUCUCUGAGGGAAAAGAGAACCCUCAUGCUAAAAUAACUUUAAAAGAUGGCAUUGUUGUAGAGGCUUGUAAGGAUGACUUGACCAAAUAUCCAGUUGAUGUUGUUGUAAAUGCAUCAAAUGAAGACCUGAAGCACAUCGGUGGCCUUGCAGAUGCACUGUCAAAAGCAGCUGGUUCACAGCUCCAAAAAGAGUGUGAUGACCAUGUGAAAAGAUAUGGCAGUUUGAGGCCUGGCUGCGCAGUUAUUACAGGUGCUGGGAACCUGCCAUGUAAGCAGGUGAUACAUGCUGUCGGGCCGAGGUGGGACAAUUCCACUGCACAGAAAUGUACAUCACUCUUAAAAAAAGCUGUCAAGGAAAGCUUAAAACUGGCAGAAACGUACAAUCAUCGUUCAAUAGCCAUCCCUGCGAUAAGCUCAGGGGUCUUUGGAUUCCCAAUGAAAGCGUGUGCCCAUGCUAUUGUAACAGCCAUUAAAGAAAACUUAGAAGACUCUUCUGAGAAUGGAUCCCUGAAAAAGAUAUGCCUUGUAGAUGUGUCUGAAGAUACAGUUCAAGCACUUGCUGAAGCUUUGUGUAAAGUAUUCAUACAGGAUCCUCUCCCACCCCCACCUGCAUCUCAGUCCCAGUCAGCCAACCCCCACAAAGCAAUCAGAGACAAUCUUCAUACAGUAACUUCUCCUGCAGGCCUGAAGCUCAUGCUUAAGAAAAGAGGCAUUGAAGAUGCAACGACGGAUGUUGUCGUCAGCAGCAUUGGUGCCGAUUUGAAGCUUGGUGUGGGGCCACUAUCCCAAGCCCUGCUGCAGAAGGCUGGCCCAAUGCUCCAAGCCGAGUUUGAGCAAGCUGUCCAGGGUCAAGGAGCUCAGGGUGGCUGCAUGAUCCAAACUGGCGGAUAUAACCUGGCUUGUAAAUACGUGCUGCAUGCUAUUGUUCCACAGUGGGAUGCUGGAAAAGGACAUGCAAUGAAGAAACUUGGAGAUAUCGUGGGGGAAUGCCUGAAGAAGGCUGAAGAGCUGUCAUUAAGUUCCAUUUCAUUUCCUGCAAUUGGAACAGGUGGCUUUGCCUUUCCAAAAUCUGAAGUCGCAAAGUUAAUGUAUGAUAAGGUAUUUCAGUUCAGAGGAAUGAAGUCUCUUCAGGAAGUUCAUUUUCUCUUACAUGCAAAUGAUAAAGAUAACAUACAGGCAUUCUCUGAAGUAUUUGGAUGCAGACUCAAGGAAAUUCCCAGUGCUGUGCCAUCGGAUAAAAAAACCACAGAUUACUUUGGAGGCAUUUCAUCCCCUGCUUUGGGAGUUAAUGAAAUGCAGAUUGGUUCAAUUAAAUUCCAGUCCAUGACAGGAGACAUUACACACCAAGAUACAGAUGUUAUUGUAAAUGUAACAAAUGCAAACUUAAAUUCCAAAUCAGGUGUUUCCAAAGCAAUUUUGGAAGGUGGUGGACCUGAGGUUGAAAUGGAGUGUGCAGCUUUAGCCUUACAACCUCACAGUGGAUUUGUAACCACACAAGGGGGUAAUCUGAGCUGUAAGAAAAUUAUCCACCUUGUUCCUAACUCAAAUAUCAGAACUCAGGUCUUCAAAGUGUUGCGGGAAUGUGAAGCAAAGAAAUACAGAUCAAUUGCCUUCCCUGCCAUCGGAACAGGACAGGCACAGAAGAAUCCUGAAGAUGCCGCUGAGGAGAUGAUGAGUGCAAUUUCUGACUUUGCAGGCAAAGAAUCGCCCCAGUAUUUGGAAACAGUUAAAAUUAUUAUUUUUCAGUCACAUCUACAAAAUGCUUUUUAUGAGGCUAUGAAAAAGAGAGAAGGCGUUGCAUUGCCUACCUCUGAAUCCAUGUUUUCUAGGUUUAAAGCAUAUAUAACUGGCAAAACAGCACCUACUAAAAAGAAACAUCUCUUGGUUUUGGAUAAGAAGGUAGAGGUUGCAGUGUUUGAAAUCUGUGGUGAAAACAGAAAAAAGGUGGAAGAUGCGGAGUCCUGGUUAAAAACAUUAAUUCUUGGGGAACAGGCAGAAGAGUGUAUUACUGAUGAACUGAUUGAUAGAUUUGGUGAUACAGAAAUGCAGAAACUGAAUAAGUUGCAGAAAAGGCUGCAUGUUGCCUUUGAGUUGAAGAAGACACAAUCUUCCCCUUCCAUUCGACUAACUGGUACCAACCGCGAUGUUCUGACUGCUGUCACAGAAAUUCAGUGUCUAAUCAAAAAACUGAAAGAGGUGCGGGAAGAAGAAUCCAAGGCAACACUUGCUAAAAAUCUGGUUGAGUGGCAGUAUUCCAAAAACGAUGUAUUCCUGGCUUUUGAUAUGAUCACCAAUCUCCAUUUAGAAGAUGCUAAAAUCAGUAAUAAGAUUCAUGUUAACAUUCAAAUUAAUGGGAAGAACUACAGAGCUGACAUAAAAAAUAUGUGCGCUACAGAUGACCACGGAAAAAGUGUAAAGAUUAAGCGCAUCAUAAAGGAAGAAGGCAGGCUUUGUGCAGCAUUCCCUAACGAAUGGGAAGAUAUGAAAGGAAAUCGUGUCAAAGCGGUUGUGCUUCAGGCAAUGUCGCAAGAAUAUAAAGAUCUGGAAGCAAAAUUUCAGCUUAGCUGCCCUUCUUACAAAAUUGAACAGAUUGAAAGGAUACAGAAUCCUUUCCUCUGGCAAUCAUACCAAGCCAAAAAAGAGGACAUGGUUAGAAAGAAUGGCCACCACAACAAUGAGAAAAACCUAUUCCAUGGGACACCUUAUUCCACAGUGAUCCCAAUUAAUAAUACUGGAUUUAAUCGCAGUUAUGCUGGGAAAAAUGCUGCAAUGAUUGGAAAUGGAACCUAUUUUGCUGUUAAUGCAAGUUAUUCUGCACAAGAUACAUAUUCCACACCAGAUAGCAGUGGUAAAAAAUAUAUGUAUGUUGCCCGAGUUCUUACUGGGGACUACUGCGUUGGAAAGCAUGGACUGAUUACUCCACCAUCCAAAAAUGUUGGAGGCUUUGACCUCUUUGACAGUGUGACUGACAACAUGGCUAAUCCAUCAAUGUUCGUCAUAUUUCAUGAUGCUCAAGCUUACCCAGAAUACCUUAUAACUUUCAGAAAAUAACUUGAGCUUUGACAAAGAACUAUCUUGUUUCUCCCUUCUUAAAAAACAAAAACAGAAUGAAUGAAAAUACUUAUAAAGAAUGACUUGAUUAGGAUUGCUGCUUGUUCUUUCUGAUUGUUUUAGCUUUCCAUUUCAAAUAUUAGCAAAGGCUAAAAAAAUUGCAGUAGAUUGAGAGGAAACCUGGGAUCACAAGCAUAAAUCCAAGCUAGAUUGGCUCAGCACUGUGCAAAUGACUUGGGGGAAAGGUUGAAAUUAAAAGGGUGAAAUAUUAAGUAUGUGCUGCAGUCCAGUGAGAUAAUUGCAAGGACAAAGAUCAGGUAUGUCCAAAGUUGGCCUUGAAAGUUUGCUUUGCUCUUCACUCUGAGCAUUUCUGUCAGUUCUGGUAGAGCAAUGCAUUACAUAUUAUGGAUACUUGUAACAAUACCCAGCUCUUUGACACAACUGCUUCAGGAUAGAAUGAUUGAGACGGGGGAGCAUUUAACCUUAUUUCUGCCUACUUUUCCACUGCAAACCAUUUUCCCCUGCAAAUAUUUGUCUGCUGGGAAAAGCAGUUGGAUUCAACAUAAAUGUCAAUUAUGGGGUGUCAUUUCUGCACAAGAUCAGUGCUGGAUUCAACCCAUAGACAGGGGUGGAAAGUUACAACAGAAGAACUGUGGCUGAGGAAAGGAUCCAUUUUUUCUCUCCAGUCUGGUCCGGUGCUUCAUAGUUGCAUCCUCCUGAAGAGGGUUGUCUCUGACAGCAGCUGCCAUUGGAAAUUUGUAACUAAUGUUCUUUUUCUUUAUUACCUGCACUGAAGCCAUUUGAGGAAAUUCUAAACUUCAUCACUGUGCCUCCCACCCAGGUGCCUUGCCUUUUUGUAGCAAUUUAUCUGUGGUUUCUCUAGGAGGGAACUAGUCCAAACCAUUAGUUUCAUGUGCUUAGCAAGUAGCAAGACAGAAUGUAUAAUCUCUAUUUCUGAAGAAAAUGAGAGACUGUCCACAUGACUCGUCACUACAGAGCUUCUCCUGCCACUUCCUCAGUGUUAUGGGAACUCCAUAGCAUUCUUUGCUUGGCGGUCAGCACAGAAUGAAUGAGAAACAAUGACCCUUAGCAGAGACAGGCUGCCCAGUUUUCAUUUCUGGGUAGAGCUACCAGUAGACCAGGAUGCCUCCAGCUUGAACAGCAACUUAAUGAUGAGGAGUCAGCAGGCAAAGCUCUUUAUAACAUGCAGAUUAAUGUUAUCACCUGCCAAUGCAGAGGUUGGCAACCUGAUGCCCUCCAGGUGUUUUCCUUAAUCAUUGACCACAUGGUGCUUAUGAGAGUUGUGAAAAAUAAUUAGAGGACAUCAGGUGGUCCACCUCUGUGGUAAUGUCUGCAUAUCAAAAACCCACUUAAAUUUGACAGCCUUACCCCUGGGAGAGGUGGUACACUCAAGAAAACCAGGUCCACCCCUCAAAACUGCUGGUGUUUGAAGCUUUAAGAAUUAGCUUAUGAAAAAUUGAGGGAGCAUGAAGAGUACAUUUGGAUUCCUCUAUGCUUCCCAAGAGUUACUCUACAUAUCAGGCUCAUACAUAAGCAGUUAUAGGUGAUGCUGUCAGACAUGCAGGGAAGGGGCCAUUGGCUGGUUUUCACAAACCACUGCUGAGCAGCUUCCUAGGGUAUAUCAGUAAAGUCAAGUCUACAUUUUGAGGUAUAAAUAAAUGAGUUUCCUGUUCCACUACAUGUUUUAAUUAGCCAUGUUUGGAUGGUUUGUUAUUGCCUGCUAUUGUUACUGUGUAUAGUUGUUUUGCAUACAUUCAAGCUUUGUCAGUCUACAGUUCACCUUUUGGGGGUCAUUUAACCCUUUAUGUGCUUGUGCAGGGAUGGAAUUGUAACCUGGCAAUCAGAUCAUGAUGGGAAACAAACAGCACAGUCUUGCUGAUCCAAUUAAAGGUUAGAUGUAUACAAAACAAAGCCACUCAGUCCAGCCUACUGCCACUUCUGUAUACAAAUUUGUAUUUUCUCUCAUCCUGCUUCAUUUUAUUGUAUCAGAAAGUAGUAUGUUUUCUCAUGUGUGAAUUAAAUUUUUUCCAAUUUCA